This is a messenger RNA of Olea europaea var. sylvestris, 670 nucleotides long. RefSeq lists its product as uncharacterized. The transcript is spliced from 4 exons. The record is from RefSeq and is a predicted model, not a curated record. Bases 89 to 499 code for a protein of 136 amino acids. Lineage: Eukaryota; Viridiplantae; Streptophyta; Magnoliopsida; Lamiales; Oleaceae.
CCUUCACAAGCCUCUAUUUGUGUCAACUGUGGAGAUCGGAAGUGACACUUUCCGAGGUACUGAAGCCAAAAGUAAGAAGCAGGCAGAGAUGAAUGCUGCUGAAGUGGCUUACGAUGCUCUUACUAAAAUUCCUCCGGACAAGGGAGCCUUGGAGGUCUCAUCCAGCUUGGGAUCUACUGCUGCUCAUGAUUUUAAAGUGAAUGUGCAGCCCACCGUUGUACUCAAAGAUGAAAAUGAUGUGGAAAAUGAAGGUGAAAAACAAAAGCCAGAUAUGACAGGUCCAUCGAAUCAUAAUUCCUCACCUCACAGGGCAUCUUCACCUUCUACAUCCAUUGAGCAUUCGGUUGCCACUGAACCUGUUACUGACACGGACUCACCUCGUAGGAAAACUGUGGUUUUUGCGCGCAGCACUAACAUGCCAAUCCCUGAUGGUGCCAUUGUUAAGCCAUAUAGUGAUCGUCAAUGGGUCGCGUAUCAAGUGGGAAUGAAUACUAACUAAACGUGUCUACGUUUGUUUCUGCAUUGUCAAACAGAUGUUUAGUACUUAUUAGCUGAACUAUAGAUAAUUUAUGCUCAUUUUCUUUUUUCCUGUGCAAUUUAUCUUCAUAAACAGAUUUUAAUAGCCACUUGGAUUGUCCUUCCUAAUCCAAUAAGAACAGUACUGAAUUAA